AUGACCUCGCCUAUCUCGCCGGUCAUCCAGUUGAGUCAGCGCAAAGCCUGUCUUACAUGUGCAAAGGCCAAACGGACGUGCGAUAAGCGGACACCGAUUUGUCAAAGAUGCGCGGAAAAGAACCUUGCUUGCCAGUAUCCGUCGACCCGGCGGUAUUAUCGGGUCAACCCGGCGUCUGCCAGCCAAGAUACGUUGCGUUCAGAAUGGGUGGCGCUGUCUACCGAUAUCACGAACAAAACCGGCCGGCAGAUGGAUAGCAAUAUGAUGGAAAAUCACCAAGUUACCCCUCUCGCAGGCCGUUCUCCCACGGUGAUCCCAGUUUCCUGUGGGAACUGGUUUCUGAAUGUGGAAACCUGGACGAUUGAAAAUGUCGGUGCAACCAACUGCUGCAUCAACCCUAGCCCUACGCAUAUGUCUAUAUGCGUCAAAAGCUGGACCACUAUUGUUGGGGGCUGGCUAUGCCAGUGGGUCAAAGAAGGUUGCAAUCCAUUCAUCCACCAACAGUUGUACUCCGAUACAGGCCUACCUCAAUGCCUUCAAGACGCAUGGACGACUCUCACUGCGUAUAUGUCGAAGACGGCCCAGAACGAGCAUAUAACAAUGCAAAUCGUCCAAGACCGCGCCAACGGUCUUCUGCAGACACAGACGCCGGACGACGGAUCGUUCAUGUCAGUCACCAGCAUCCCCACACUUGAGCACCUAGUGAGAGUACAGGCACUGUUCAUAUAUCAACAUAUUCGUCUUUUCGAUGGGUCCAUCCGUCAGCGGUCUCUCGCCGAAAAGGAAAUCCAAACUCUGUCGACAUGGUGUCAACAGCUUUGGCAGUCGGCAACUCUGGAUGCCAGUUGCGAGGUGGGACUUCUGAAUCAUACUGGGUUCAAUGGCGCGCACGACGAAGAGUGUGCCACAAAUCCGGGACUCUGGAGAGCUUGGAUUCUUAGUGAAAGCAUACGACGCACGUGGCUGGUUUGUCAGAGCACGAUGGCCGCUUACUUAAGGGAGAGGGAUGGCUGGAACUUUUCCCCCGGAGAGAUUAGAUUCACGGCAUGUCAGGGGUUGUAG
Messenger RNA from Fusarium venenatum, 1062 nucleotides. RefSeq lists its product as uncharacterized. NCBI's taxonomy places the organism in Eukaryota, Fungi, Ascomycota, Sordariomycetes, Hypocreales, Nectriaceae. The record is from RefSeq and is a predicted model, not a curated record. Gene Ontology annotation, biological process: regulation of DNA-templated transcription. Gene Ontology annotation, molecular function: DNA-binding transcription factor activity, RNA polymerase II-specific; zinc ion binding.